UGUAUUCGUUCUGGCCUGCUGGAGCUGUGGUGCUAGACUUUUAAAGUGCGUUGCGGGACAUUUAAACAGCGAGCUGGGGACUGCGAGUUGUGUAAUGAAAAGCGGGGCUGCCCCGCGUACAGCCGGACAGUCUGGCGGCAUGGGUGCGGGCCAUUUGUUUGUGUAGUGAUAAACAGAAAGGUGCUUUAAGCCACUGGAAGAAGAUGCAGCGCCCGGGGGUAUAUACCCUGCUCCUUUCUCAGUGAAAAUUAGAAGUGGAUUUAGUAUAUAUACGUUAACCAAAGAAUUGCUGUCUCACCCUAAUGUGACGUUCUUUUAAUUACACACUUUUUUUGUCAUUAAGUGAUACCCACCAUUUUCCCCUUCUGUGACAAACUCUGCAACCUUUGCUUUAAAUAUCUCCUCAUAAUUCUACGUUUAUUAAAGACACUUUUACAACUCCUUCACAUAGAACUUUUUUUUUUCUACAAGAAAUGAUGUGACUUUUGGCUAUUGACAGACUGGGGCCAAAACUCUGCAAAUUUGCUCAUUCCUCACAAAGACUUCUGAAUAUGGAUGCUGGUCCUCACACAGUAAUGUGACCAAUGAAGGCUACUUAUUGAAGGGAUCCCUGUAUGGCCCGGAAUUGGCAGCCAGUUUCAGUUAUCAUCUUGGGCGAGUAGUUGGUGUUUCAUAGACCCAGUUUAAAAAUGGCAGGAGCUAUCGCUUCAAGGAUGAGCUUCACCUCUCUGAAGAGGAAACAGCCAAAAACUUUCACUGUCAGAAUCAUUACAAUGGACGCAGAGAUGGAAUUUAACUGUGAGAUGAAAUGGAAAGGAAAGGACUUGUUUGACUUGGUAUGUCGUACUCUGGGUUUGCGGGAAACCUGGUUCUUUGGACUUCAGUAUACCAUAAAGGACACAAUAGCAUGGUUAAAGAUGGAUAAGAAGGUACUGGACCAUGAUGUUCCAAAGGAAGAGCCAGUCACCUUUAACUUUUUAGCCAAGUUCUACCCAGAAAAUGUUGAGGAGGAGCUAGUACAGGAUAUAACCCAACAUCUCUUCUUCCUUCAGGUAAAAAAGCAAAUUUUAGAAGAGAAAAUAUACUGUCCCCCAGAAGCUUCAGUGCUUUUAGCAUCAUAUGCAGUUCAAGCAAAGUAUGGUGAUUAUGAUCCAUCUGUGCAUAAACGUGGUUUCCUGGCAGAAGAGGAGUUACUUCCGAAAAGGGUUAUAAACCUGUAUCAGAUGACUCCUGAAAUGUGGGAAGAGAGAAUCACUGCUUGGUAUGCUGAGCAUCGUGGCCGUACCAGAGAUGAGGCUGAGAUGGAAUACCUGAAAAUUGCACAAGACACAGAAAUGUAUGGAGUCAAUUAUUUUCUAAUUCGGAACAAGAAAGGUACUGAGCUCUUGCUUGGGGUGGAUGCUCUGGGACUUCACAUUUAUGACCUGGAAAACAGACUGACCCCUAAAACUUCUUUUCCAUGGAAUGAGAUACGGAACAUCUCUUACAGUGACAAAGAGUUCACGAUCAAACCCCUUGAAAAGAAGAUAGAUGUGUUCAAAUUUAACUCUUCCAAGCUACGUGUUAACAAACUUAUCCUGCAACUCUGCAUUGGAAACCAUGAUUUAUUCAUGCGGAGGAGGAAGGCAGACUCUUUAGAAGUACAACAGAUGAAGGCUCAAGCUCGGGAAGAGAAAGCAAGGAAACAGAUGGAACGCCAACGCCUGGCACGGGAAAAACAGCUAAGGGAAGAGGCUGAGCGAGCACGGGAUGAGCUGGAAAGAAGGCUGUUGCAGCUGAAAGAAGAGGCUCAAAUGGCUAAUGAUGCAUUGAUGCGGUCAGAGGAGACUGCUGACCUACUGGCAGAAAAAGCUCAGAUUACAGAAGAGGAGGCCAAACUACUGGCCCAGAAAGCAGCAGAGGCUGAACAAGAAAUGCAAAGAAUUAAAGCCACUGCCAUUCGCAAUGAGGAGGAAAAGCGGUUAAUGGAGCAGAAGGUCCUAGAGACGGAAAUGUUGGCAUUAAAGAUGGCCGAGGAAUCUGAACGCAGAGUUAAAGAAGCUGAGCAACUGAAGCAAGACCUACAAGAGGCUCGAGAUUCAGAGCGUCGAGCCAAGCAAAAGCUUCUGGAGAUUUCUAAUAAAACCUCCUAUAUGCAAGCAGCAGGGACCAGCAGCAGCACUGUGCCACCCACAGAUGUGCCAAGCUUCAGAAUGCUUAAUGAUAACCUACCCUACGAUUUCAAGGACACGGACAUGAAGCGUCUAUCCAUGGAAAUUGAAAAGGAGAAGGUUGAGUACAUGGAGAAGAGUCGUCACUUACAGGAACAGCUGAAUGAGCUCAAGACGGAAAUAGAGUCCUUAAAACUGAAGGAAAGAGAGAGUGCCAUGGAUAUUAUGCACGAGAAUUCUGGCAGCAAACAGAACACAAUUAAAAAGGCGACGAGAGCUAUCUGCAUCUGAGCGUGAUCUAUAGUGUGUGCAGCUCACACUACAAAGCACACAGUGCAGAGUGGCUUACUUUGAAGAACUCUAAGACAUCAGCAGGGUGCACCAGACGGCUCAAGCCUCCCCAAGGACAUACGGAUUCCCAAACAAUUCUUCACAAUUAGAGGGGUCAUUAUUCAGUGCUACCAUUUAUGUUUGCACUGGGGACAAGGGGCAUCCUCAAAUGUGUCUCCAUUCAGUUCUAACAUAAUAUGCAAAACUGCUGCUUCCCUUCUGUUUCGUUGUAAGCUAAUUAAGGGAUUGUGCUUUGCGACUCUCCUUGAACUGGGAAUAGUAUUUUCAAAAAUAUUUUUUUCAGGGAAACUCGUAAAUAUGUUCAAAAGGGGAUUUUGGAAAAAUGAAUUGUGCUUAAUGGAAUUGUUCAGUAUAAAAACUGGGUAAAUAGGCUGUGCAAAAUAAAAAAUGUUUCUAAUAUAUUUAGUUA
Molecule: messenger RNA, 2910 nt
Organism: Xenopus laevis (African clawed frog)
Lineage: Eukaryota; Metazoa; Chordata; Amphibia; Anura; Pipidae
Gene: nf2.L
Product: neurofibromin 2 (merlin) L homeolog
Exons: 17
Coding region: 690-2441 (583 amino acids)
Cellular component (GO): nucleus; plasma membrane; cytoplasm
Molecular function (GO): actin binding; cytoskeletal protein binding
Source: RefSeq, a predicted model, not a curated record